Messenger RNA from Monomorium pharaonis (pharaoh ant), 3069 nucleotides. RefSeq lists its product as uncharacterized. The transcript has 4 exons. NCBI's taxonomy places the organism in Eukaryota, Metazoa, Arthropoda, Insecta, Hymenoptera, Formicidae. Bases 1973 to 2923 code for a protein of 316 amino acids. The record is from RefSeq and is a predicted model, not a curated record.
UUGAAACAACAGAACGUGUUGUCGCCUGCUCAUUUUUGUUGAAUCCAAAUCGAACGAAGCAAUAUCCAUAUGAAGCAAUAUUUUAUGUAUAUUUAUGUACCAAAAAAAAAUGUAAUAGUUGGAAGGAUAAUUUCUGCAUUGUUUUUUAAAUAACUAAAUUUUAAGAAAUAUGUAAUAUGGAAAUUAUGAAACGGACUUACAUAUAAGUUUGUUGAACAGGCAAAAGAGGUAGGAAGAAAGAAAAAGCUCUAUUUCGAAUGAAAUAGAAUAUUAUUCUGCUUUUUUAAUAUAUUAUAUAUAUACUCUAUAUGUACACACAUAUUUAUAUACACAACUUUUUAACAAAAAGGUUAUAGAUUUAGAAUUGUCAAUCUUUAAACUUGAAAAAAAAAUCGUACAUUAAUCUUCCUGGGAUCAAAUUAAAAGAGUAGAGAAUAAAUGGGAUCCAAUUAUUGACAGUGUCCCAAAUAUUGGAAAUCUGAUAUUAAAUAUUUUUUCUUUUCCAAUUAGAAGAUAUAAAGUUUUACUUUUAAUGAAAUGUUAUAACAAUAAUUAAAUUCCUUAAAAAUUCAAGUAAAAUUAAAUACAAUUAUGUAUAAAUAUAAUUUAUAUAUUUGAAAAAGCAUUUAAGAUUGAAUGUCUAAUAUUUGGGAGAUGAUCAGUAAUUAAUUAAAUUAUUUACUGUAUUGUAAUGCUAAAGAGAAUAAAGGUUAUACAUAUAUAUACAAUUAAAGUUUUACUUUAAAUUUUUAAUACGUAGACGAAAUAUUUAUAUAUUUAUAUUUUUAUUUGCAUGUAUGUGUUUUUAUCUUAGAUUAUUUUUUAUAUUUUAUUCGGUGAAUCUCUCAACAAUAGAACAUUAUUCUACUUCGUCUACUUGAGUCGACAUAUCUGUAACCAUAGAGAACGUUAUCACCUAGAUGGAUACUAUCACGUUAUCGUCAUUAUUGCAGUGAUAUCGAAAGCGAUAUCACGCGAUGCACGAUAUUUCGCAAUGAUGCGAAAGAGAAGUGAAAUCUCUGGAAACAUACUCUUUUCGAUAUAUAUCAGAUUUUUGCUUCUAGUGUCAUAUAAACGAUUAAUAGCCACAUUAAGUCCUUAAUAGCUGGCAUUGUGGAUGCUGCACGGAGUAAUUAACACGCAAAUAACGCAUACUAUAUUUUUAUGCUAAUACUAUUCCAUUCAUCACGAAUGCAGCGGAAUUUAUGCCGCUCGGCAAGCGUAAUAAUGGUAUUGCUAAUAAAUUAUAAGUACCAGCAAUUAAAUCGCCAGGAUUGAUUUUAUUAACAUGCCACGUUUUCUCAGCAUAUUAGACGCAAAUCACAUUUAAAUGCUCGAUCAGGGACACACACCAAGAAAGAGAAACGUAAUCCUUAGCGAGAAUGCAUUGUCUUGCACGAGAAAAACGCGGCGUAUUCUGCGAAUUCGUUUGUUAAUUCCUCGAAAGUUUCAAAAUUAAUCCUUCCUAGAAAUUCUAUUUAAUUUCUUCUAAUUCCUCGAACUCUUUUAUUACAAUUUUUUAACAGAUUGUUUAAUUAGACGUUUGAAGUAAUUAAACGUCAAACUAAAAUACUAUCAAAGUAAAAUAUAUCUAAAGAUAAAAACGACGGAAAUUAAGAGACGGAUUUUAUUUUCGCAAAAAGCGACGUUCUUUUGUUCGCUUAUUAUAAUAGAGUCAUUCACAAAAAAAUUAAAAAUUAUGUAUGUUUUUUUUUUAUUAAGUGUAAGUAAUAUCAAUGUCGAUUACACUUUAAAAAGUAAUAUUUCAUACGUAUUUAUCAAUCAGUAAUUAAUUAAAAGUCAUUAAAAAUUCGAAAAAUGUCACGUGCCUUCAAACGUGAUAUGAUUGGUCGAAGAUAAUGUGACGUCACGAUAUAUGACAUAAGUCACAUUGUUUUAGGUGGCUGCAUGCAAACACGUUAUGUAACUAAUUAUUUUUAUUACAUACAUUGUUUCUUUAAUUGGCAUUUCGAUGAAGCGAUCUGAGGGCUUCGUGCAAGCAAAAUCGGACAAUUUACCAAAAAUGACAGUGGUAAUGUUGUCCGAUUUUUUUACUCAAAGUGAGUGUUUCAACAUCGCAGAGACUACAGGUGUUAAAGCUGAAAGAUCUAAACGUGAAGAAUAUGGAGAUAAUGCCAUUGGAUAUGUUGAGCUGAAACGAGAAGGCUCAAUAUGCACUGUUCGAGGAAAAAUAUGUCCAGAGCAUAAAAUUCGAAGUAAACCUUAUACAGUUUUUCUUAAGAUAGAUGAAGAGACUGAAGAAAUUAAAGAAGCUGUUUGUCAUGAUUGUGCCGCUUCUGCGGGUGGUUGUAAGCAUGCUAUUGCUUUUAUGAUGUGGGUUCAUAGGAGAAGUGAAGAACCAGAACCAACAGCAACAAUAUGCUAUUGGAAAAAAUCUAGAUUAGCUCAAGUAGGAAUUAAUAUAAAGUGUAUUACAACAACAAAAAUGAAAAAGCCACAAAUGAAAUAUAAUUUUGAAAACGCUGAUAAUUUUUUUGAUAAAAUCUUGCAUGAAAUGCAGAUUUUGCAGUUCACUAGUCAGAUAUCUAGACAUUUAAUUUCUUUAGAAAUAUGUAAUAAUUUAUCACUGCAUCAGUUAUUAAUACAAUUUGCUAAAACUCAAGGAACAAGUGCAGAUGACUUUUUGGCCUUUUCUAAACAAUUAAUGUCUAUCAAACAGUGUAUUGAAGUAGCUCAAGAAACAAAAUUACAAUCUAAAUCUAAACUAUGGAUGGAAAUGAGAUACGGUCGUAUUACAGCAUCCAGAAUUUAUGAAGUUGCUCAUUGUAAAACUGAACGAGGCACAUUAGUUGAACAAAUAAUUGGAGCAGCUAAAAUUAUAGAGACUGAAGCAAUGAAAAGAGGAAAAGAUUUAGAGAAAAAGGUGCCUCUCCUGAUGGCAUUGGUCCUGAUUUUGUCGUAGAAAUAAAAUGUCCUACAACAUCAAAAGCCGAAUUGAAAUAUAUUACAGCAGAACAGAAAAUAUGUAAUAGAUAUUUGGCUCAAAUACAACUUCAAAUGUUUAUGUCCAAAAUGAAGAAAGGAUAUUUUUGUAUGGCUAGACAUAAU